Messenger RNA from Hymenoscyphus albidus, 2520 nucleotides. The record is from the annotation of a GenBank genome assembly. Lineage: Eukaryota; Fungi; Ascomycota; Leotiomycetes; Helotiales; Helotiaceae.
CAUUCAUUCACCAGAUAGAAAACCUCGAACGACCGCAAUAUAAUACUCCAACUCGCCGACAACAUUCAAUGCGGACCCGGUAGCACAAGUGGAAGCUCUAGAGGUCCCACCAUAGUCUCUAGCAGCACAAAAAAAUGUCUGGAGUAAGCGCAACCCACCUCUUUUCUCUUUGCGACAGACGAGUCAUCCCAUCGCAGAGCUAUGAGCAUGAGCGCGAGCACGAGCAAGAAUACUGACAGCAUGCAGACUAAGCAUGCCUUCGAGCUAUGCGCUCACCUGGUCAACGAAACCUACGGCGAAUUAGCUUCGGUAUGUAUACUCCAUCUCAACUUGAAGUCGGCGCAAUUCCUAUAAUUGUCUAGACUUUUCAUAUUGGUGGUUUCUGACAUUGGCGCAGCGCAUUUUCACCAUCCUCCUUCGACGAGGCCGACUUCCAAUAUCUGCCCUGACAAAGCAUACGCGCAUCACUUCUCGAGCACUUCGACAUGGGCUCGCAGUCUUGAUCCAGCAGAACUUGAUAUAUCACAUCAGCGGAAAAGGAGAACCGACUUACUAUGAAGCAAACCCUGACGCCGCAUAUGCCUUGGUGCGGUCGGGCAAGAUCAUGAAUUUUAUCGAAGACCGUUAUGGGUCUUUGGCUCGAGAAGUAGUCAAGAUCAUAUUGCUCCUGGGUCACGCUCGUAUAUCUGAUGUUAUAGCCCAAUACAAAUCGCAGAAGAAAGAAGAAGCAAAGUUGGCGAAAAAGGCAAGAGAAGAAGAAAUCAGGCGGUUAGAAGAAGAGCGGGAGGAAGAAGAGGAGUCCGAACACCCACAGACCAAUGGUACCAAGCCGCAUACAGGAACAAAUGGAGUUGGCGCGCAUGUCUCUAUACCGACUGCCACUGAUGGUCAGUUGAAUACCAUUUUGGCCCGGCUUUGUGAGGAUGGAUUCAUUGAAAAGGUCGUCAAGGGCAUGUUCCAGAGCCCUGCCGAUAUUUUCAAUCAGCUAGAAAAGGAAACCAUCCGUGAGCAGUACCAGGGCCAAGUAAAGGGUGGUAAACAACAGGAGGCAGUUGACAAGAUCGUUUGUGCGGAAAUGAGGAAGAUGCGAUCGCAUGGACCUGACUGGAGACCACAAGUAACCAGAAAAAGACCUGCAAAUGGAGAGCAUCUCAACGGCAAUGAUAGAAGUGGCAAGAGAAGACGACUAUCCCAUAAUGGCUUCGCUGCUGACGACUCAGCUCACAAUAUAGACGACAAUUACGAAGAUGAUGGUGGAAGCCUCGACGUAAGUUAUAGGAAUCUAAGAAGUCGCAACGUAUACUAACUGUAGAAGCCGAGUCUAGUCGUGCGUAUCAAUCAUAAGAAAUGCCAAGUUGUUCUUCGUAACGUACGGCUUGUUGAAUUAGCCGAGCUAACAAUUGGAAAAACGACGUCCCUUAUCUACGCUGUGCUACUAGAUAAACUUGAAAACCAGCUCAAUCGGUGCAAAAAAGACCCGAUUGUUGACAAAGUAGACGACGACGCUAUCCUUCCUACAAUUAGCACCACGAUUCUUUCCAAGGCCCUCGAAGACACGGACAUUGACGCGAGUGACGGCAUUGGUAAAGCUAGAGCCGUAGAAGCAGAAGCGAACGGUAGAAAUAAAAAUGGGCAUGCGUCUGGCGAUAACGAAGACGACGAUCCAUUUGAUGAGGAACCUGUUCCGGCACGACCAGAAAAGCGCCGCAAUUUGGGUUCUGCACGAGAAAAUCACAUCCUUUACGUAGGUAGCCAUCUCGAUUUGCUCCAAAAAGAGGGGCUCAUUCAUUUGGAGAGCAAUGAUGGCCAAGGCACUUAUUCUGUUCAUUUCGAGGAGAUAAUGAAGAGAAUCCAAGAGUUGGAGCUCUUUCAGAUCAUAGAGGAGAACUUUGGAAUCGAAGGUCAUCGCCUGGCUCGCCUUCUCCACAAGCUCGGAAGACUUGAUGAAAAGGCACUUGAGAAGCGAGCCCUCAUGCAGCAGAAAGACGUCCGAACCAAGUUGGCUGCAAUGCAACUUGCCGGCUUCAUCGAAAUUCAGGAAGUUCCCAAAGAUCUAGCGAAUCGUGUCAAUAAUCGCACUAUCUUUCUUUGCUUUAUCGAUAUUGAGAGGCUAUCUGAUGUGCUCUUGGACAAGAUUUAUCAGUCAAUGUCUCGGCUUUUGCAACGGCUUGUAUUGGAACGGCGUACAUACACAAGCGUGCUGGAGGUUACAGAACGGUCUGAUUUGCGGCACGCUGCUCCAGAACAUUAUCUCGAACCGAAGCAAUUGGAACAGCUUAAAAAAUACCAGCGGAAGGAGGAAUUGUUGAUGGAGCAAAUUGGACGCUUGGAUAGCCUUGUUGGCAUCUUCCGUGACUUCUAGGUGGAUGACUCUCGCGGAGGGAAAACAUUGGGGUGGAACUUUGAUACGAUAACUUUGUUAGGCGAGUAUUUGCAUGGGUAGGCGUCGUUUUGCAGCAUUUAAUGGCAACGGCGUUAAAAGAAAAGCAGUGAUGACGGAUGUCUCCUGCUCUAUGGAUG